This is a messenger RNA of Aspergillus alliaceus, 1635 nucleotides long. Its product is annotated as putative tubulin-specific chaperone c. The record is from RefSeq and is a predicted model, not a curated record. The transcript is spliced from 4 exons. Gene Ontology annotation, cellular component: cytoplasm. Gene Ontology annotation, biological process: post-chaperonin tubulin folding pathway; tubulin complex assembly. Lineage: Eukaryota; Fungi; Ascomycota; Eurotiomycetes; Eurotiales; Aspergillaceae. Bases 1 to 1206 code for a protein of 401 amino acids.
AUGUCCGAGAUUCACGAUGCCCGUCGACCCUCUCAGGCCGAGAAUCAAACUAUUCUCAAAUCUGAGAUCCCUCUGAAAGAACGCUUCUUCCGUUACUUCCAACAUGAGAUUACUGCUCUACAGGAACAGAUGGACCGUCUGGCGGAUACUUCUCUUGUGGGAGGAGAACGAGUAGAUGCGACCGAUCAUUGCCUAGCUGGCAUUGCCCGGUUGUCAAACGAAGUCAAGGAUGCAGCGAGCUAUAUUCCAACAUAUGAUCAGCGGGUAUAUGCGGAAGCGAUCAAGGCACUCCAAGAUAAACUGGCUGAGACCCGGGCUGCGGUAGAGCCACGCCCGAAGUUCAGCUUCAAGACCAAGAAGAAUGCUUCAGCAAUUUCUCUGUCCGAUGCAGCCAAUAUAGUAUAUCAAGGUCGGAGUAUGUCUGGAUACCUUUCGCCGGGGACUUCCUCAGUCGAUUCAUCGGCGGCUCAGACGCCCAACUAUCCCUCCACACCAUUGAAUGAGCCGGAUCGCAUGCUACAGCCUAGAGCAGAAAUCGCCCCGACUUCUUUCCCAGCCAUCCCGACAAUUGAUAUGGAUGAUUCUGAGGAUAAGUCGAAGAGCGAGAAGAAUAAAGCCUUUGCGGCAACUGCUGUGUCAUCUGUAUCAGUGAACAACCAUUGUGGGCUCCAUAUUAUGCUCCCGUCCUCAGGUUCCACUGCGACGGUACCCGCCUCUAUCACCUCCUUGCGCCACUGCGUUGUGGACAUGUCUAUACCAACAGCCAAUGGAAAGCCCUACGCUAGUCUGACAAUCAAGGGUGUCAGGGAGAGCUUGCUAGUUUGCGGGCAGAUCAAUGGCCCGGCUCACAUUACCGGCGUGGAGAAUAGUACCAUAGUAGUUACCUGCCGUCAAUUCCGCAUGCACAACUGUGCCAAUGUGGAUGUUUAUCUGAGCACAUCCAGCAACCCGAUAAUUGAAGACUGCACGGAUAUCCGAUUUGGCCAGAUCCCAAGAGCAUACGCUUUGGACCAUGACCGCCCGGACAGUGAAGAUCACUGGAGCCAAGUUGAAGACUUCAAAUGGAUAAAGCCGGAACCUAGUCCAAACUGGAGUUUGAUUCCUCCAGAGAGUGCUGUCCCAGAGGAAGUAUGGGCCGAGAUCGUCCCUGGUGGACCAGGGUGGUCCCUGGACGACAUCUUACGCGCUAUUAACAUUGUCACUUAGUGGCUGAAUCCAUUGUGACUGAACAUAGAUAUCGCUAUACCAAUGCAAGUAUCCGUCAUAGGUUAUGAACAAUCUGGCGAAGAUGAUGCACUUGACCAGGGACCUAUAUCCGAUAUGAUCGAUCGACAUGGUUACCAUUGUAUUGUUUUGUCCCGGUCUUUGCGAUUUAGUGAUCUCCCCUCUGUCACACGGUUAUUCGCACAUCAGCUAUUUACUUUUAAAUUAUCACAACGAGUGCUGUUUUGGACUGAACUUGGCAAAGUCAAGAUUGCAUUUAUGGAACGGGGGCGUUUUCGGCCGACUUCAUCUCUCAUCAAAUGCCGGCAAUUUCUUUUGUACUAGUACGCGGUGCAGGCAUCAGCCACAACGCCGACAAGAUGCCGGUCAUUAUAUACAUUGUUAAUCAUGUGCUUUAAUGGACAAUGCGAU